This is a messenger RNA of Colletotrichum chrysophilum, 2013 nucleotides long. RefSeq lists its product as uncharacterized. Gene Ontology annotation, biological process: regulation of transcription by RNA polymerase II; DNA-templated transcription. Gene Ontology annotation, cellular component: chromatin. Gene Ontology annotation, molecular function: RNA polymerase II cis-regulatory region sequence-specific DNA binding; DNA-binding transcription factor activity, RNA polymerase II-specific; zinc ion binding. The coding region runs from base 1 to 2013 and encodes 670 amino acids. NCBI's taxonomy places the organism in Eukaryota, Fungi, Ascomycota, Sordariomycetes, Glomerellales, Glomerellaceae. The transcript has a single exon. The record is from RefSeq and is a predicted model, not a curated record.
AUGAUGCGCCCGAAAUCCGAUCUAUUCGGCCGGGAUCAGCCGCCGAUACCCGCAGAAUCAUCAAUCAUGCCGUCUUUCAAUGCAAUGGACUUUCAAUCGGACGAAGCACUAUCCCGAGAGAACUUUGCCGUCUGGUUGUUCGACCCUCAAGCAAGUUUCAGCGACUUCAAUGGCGUCGCAAACCUCCCUUUCCUCGAGGGAGGCUUGGAAUCGACCUUCAACAACAAUAUCCACUAUGACUAUGAGUCUUUGACCAGCCGUUCACAGCUAGACCCGACACCGCCAAGGCAAGCCGAUGUCAGCGAUGAACUCAUUGGUGAACACCGACGCCAAGAAGUUUUGAGAUGGCUGCAGGUCUUUCGUCAGAAGCAACCGAAAUACGAGCACCGCAUUAUCAACUUGGUGCAAGAAAGUGGUGGAGAUCUGCCCGCACUAAACCUCGACAUGAUGCGCGACUGUUUACAAGAGUACUGGAAGAACGUUUCGCCAAGGCUACCCAUCGUCCAUCAACCGACAUUUGCAGCAAAUCGAUGUUCCAUCUUCCUACUCAUGGUCAUGAUUGCGUUAGGAGCUGCAUCUUUGAGCAGCAGAGACUCGACGGGAAACCUGGAGCAAUACGGAGGGUUCGCCGAUGUCGUCAUAUCCAGUGUUCGUUGGGAGAUUCUCACAGCAGAAGAGGCAUCACCACCGGUCGGUCUGGCAAUUGCGCAAUCACUGCUACUCCUGGAGUUCUACGAGAAGAUGUUCUCGUCAAGGCGAUUCCAUGAGCGAGCUCACAUCUAUCACUCCGCCACCUUGACCCUCCUCAGGAGAGGAAGUCCUCUUAUUGGAAGAGCGGGGAGUGAAUCGCCGCCGGAAGAACAGGCCCCCACCUCCAACGAUGCAGCAUCAUUGGAUUCUAGGACGUGGUGGGUGCGAUGGGCUGAGUCCGAGGCGAUGCAUCGGGUCGUGUUUGCGGCUUUCAUGUUGGACAUUAUCCAUGCAGCCAUGUUUGGCCACACAGCGGACAUGGCACCCCAUGAGAUCCGACUUCCUCUGCCUUGUGAUGAUGCUCUUUGGACAGCUGCCACUCCUGACGUAUUCCGCCAGCUCGAUGGCAACUACCGCAUGUACGGCAUCAAACAGGUUUCCUUCCUCGAUGGACUGAAGAGCGCUCUACAUGGCCAGGAGGUUAAGACACAUACCUUCGGGCGGAUGAUCAUCAUGUCAGGCCUGCUGAGCGUUGGGUGGCACCUGUCCCAUCGAGAAUCCCACCUCAAGUGGCUUGACCUGCGUACACCGAGUACUGAGACGCACGACAGCUGGAAGAAGAUCUUGCUGCGGGCAUUCGACGAAUGGAAGGAGAGCUUUGACAAGGCUGUCGGCGCGAACGACACUCCUGAAGCACCAGGUCAGCCAUCGAGUCCUAAUGGUCCGAUUCACUCCGCCGCUGCACUCUAUCACCUAGCAUACAUCAGCCUUCACGUUGACAUCGUCGACUGCCAAGUAUACGCCGGCGCUAAGCGUUUGGUCGGACGGAAGGUAUCCACACGAGAUCACUCCAAUGCCGUUGCGCGGAUGAGGACCUGGUCCAACGCAGCCUCAACACGGCAGGCCGUCCUCCACUCUUUCAAACUGCUCUACCGCGUCCUCGUGGACCAGAGAGGACCUAAACGACGAACGAGUAGUUUUGGUUCACUUCCUGAGCCGGUUUCAGUCUUCUACUCAUGCCGCACCGAGCCUGAUCCGCAUCGCCCAUGGAUCAUGUACUAUGCGGCGUUGACGAUCUGGUCAUUCGUUCAAGCACUUGGCAUCCCCAAUAAGAACGCCCCACCUGGACGGUACAGCGAGAUCGCCAGGUACCUAGCCCAUUUUGCCACUCUGGACGAGCUGAACGAUGAAUCAGCGAUGGACCUGAAUGAGAGACUGCCAGAACUCCUCGACUUGUUGAAGAUGAGCCUCGAGCAGUCCCAUUCGGAGUUGCUGCGGGAAGCUAGUGACCGACUGAAGCUCUGUCGAGAAAUGUUACGGUAG